Dalotia coriaria is the source of this 1020-nucleotide messenger RNA. RefSeq lists its product as uncharacterized. NCBI's taxonomy places the organism in Eukaryota, Metazoa, Arthropoda, Insecta, Coleoptera, Staphylinidae. Gene Ontology annotation, molecular function: ligand-gated monoatomic ion channel activity. Gene Ontology annotation, cellular component: membrane. The record is from RefSeq and is a predicted model, not a curated record.
UUUACUAUCUACGACUUUAUCACUUCUAGAACUCCCAAUAGACGAGCGUUUUUCUGUGCACCAUCCCUGAGUGCAGUAUCAAAUGUCUUCACCCUUCCUCUGGAACUCAACGUGUGGUAUGCUUCCUAUGCAUUAUUGGCGAUUAUUCUGGUGACCAUUUUCUGUAUCGUCAAAGUGGAGUGGCGCUUCCCGGACAUGGUAUCCAACAAAUAUCGUAUCAUGUAUCCGAGAAUGGUAGAUGUGAUUCACAUGCAUAUUUCUGCAAUCGCCCAGCAGGGUAGUGAGGCAGAGCCAAUAAGCGGCGGCGGUCGAAUCGCCACUUUUCUGGUGUUUCUAUUUAUUUUGUUCCUAUACACAGCAUAUUUGGCGAAUAUUGUUGCAUUGCUAGGUGGUACCACAAAACGAAUUCAUGGUGUGACCGAUCUCAAAGACUUCAAUGUGAAAUUAGGCGUAGACAAAGCAGAUUUUUCCAGGGAUAUCUUCAAGGAGCAAGACUCAAUGGAUCACCAAGAACUCUUCCGAGAAAAACUCGCCAAAGACGAAUACUAUAUGUCAUUGGACGAAGGCAUCAAUCGCAUUCGAAGUGAAUUCUUCGCGUUCCACGGGAACAGCGAUAAGAUCUACAAGAUGAUCGACAAGCUGUACGCGGACAACGAAAAGUGCGGGUUUGUGGAGAUACCGUACCUUACUGAGCCUCACCUGCUGAUUGCAAUUCGGAAAGAUUCAACGGUCAAGGAAAUUAUUAAAAUAGGAUUGGCGUUGUUUUUCGAACGUGGUAUGCACCACAGAGUGAAAAGUAUUAUUUUCGCUAAACAACCUCAAUGUUACGCUGGGGGUACCAAUUUUGUAACUGUCUCCUUACUAGAUUGUUACUUUGCUUUCGUCAUCUACAGUGGUGGUACUGCAAUGUCCAUUCUAAUCUUCCUAGUGGAGAUUUUGGUGUCCCGCAAUCGAGUUUCGCGUAAAGUUGAUCAAAUUGAAGGUGAACUGCAGAUGCAGAAAUCUGUAAUUGAUCCUUAG